Messenger RNA from Ilex paraguariensis (yerba mate), 6424 nucleotides. The record is from the annotation of a GenBank genome assembly. Lineage: Eukaryota; Viridiplantae; Streptophyta; Magnoliopsida; Aquifoliales; Aquifoliaceae.
CACAAAACCCCAGUUUUAGGGUUCCCCCAAUUUUCUUGUUCUCGAUCUGUUUAACAGAGCUCGAAAUCACACUCUGUCUCACUCGUAAACUUAAUUGUUUUUCUGUUCAUCUCAAUACUUAGAAGUUGAUUUGCUGAAAAAUCUGAAGCUCUACGGGGGUUCUGAUGAUCGGUCUUCGUUUUUUGGCACUUGAAGAUGUUUCGUUUGGUUUCACUGACUCUGUUUCAGGCUCUUCUUGUACUUAUGACGGCUACGGAGUCUCUUUCGGUGUCUGGUCCGCACAUAGCGGAUGUAAAUAUAUUGUUGCCUCCCAAAAUGACUCACGCAGUAGAGUACAGGCUUCUGGGAAGUGACGGUUGCUUCAGAUGGUCAUGGGAUCACCAUGAUAUUUUGUCUGUUCUACCGGAGUACAAUUUCAGUAGUCAGUGCUCGACGAGUGCACGGUUGAGAUCGAUUGCUCCCUAUGAUGGUAGGAAGAAGACUGCUGUUUAUGCUACUGAUGUACAAACUGGAAUGGUAAUUCGUUGCAAAGUUUACAUUGAUAACCUCUCCAGAAUCCAGAUAUUUCACAACUCCAUUAAACUUGACUUAGACGGGCUGGCUACUCUUCGUGUCCGUGCCUUUGAUAAUGAAGAAAACGUGUUUUCAUCAUUAGUGGGCUUACAAUUCAUGUGGCAGCUAAUGCCUGAAACUGAUGGAUUGCCUCAUCACCUUGUACAUGUUCCUUUAAAGGACUCUCCCCUGAGUGACUGUGGUGGAUUUUGUGGUGAUCUAGAUAUCCAAAUAAGGCUGGAAGAUGGUGGUGUAUUUUCAGACCUGUAUUUGGUAAAAGGAACUGGCAUUGGCCGUGAGAUUGUUUCUGUGCAUUUGCUUGAGCCGCAAUUGGAGCAUAUGGCAGACAAGAUUGUUUUGACUGUAGCAGAAGCCAUGUCUCUUGAACCUCCCUCACCUGUUUUUGUCCUCAUUGGUGCCAUUGUCCACUAUAGUCUUAAAGUUAUUCAUGGUAACGUCCCUCAAGUAGUAACGUUACCAUCUCCAUUCCACCGGUGGUCUGUUUUGAACUCUUCUGUUUCUCAGGUGGAUACAAUGAUGGGUAAAGCUCAUGCGUUGAACUUGGGGUUUACAACUAUUGUUGUGGAAGACACCAGGGUCGCAGAUCACGGACAAAUGUCAUCUCUCCAUGUUGUCCUGCCUGAUGCUUUGUAUUUAUACGUAUUACCUCUUUCUCCCUUGGGCGAUCCUGUUGAGGGAAUAGAACCUGUUCCAUCAGGGUCUCGCUGGUAUGUUGUUUCUGGCCGACAAUAUCUUAUUCAAAUAAAGGCAUUCUCACGAGGUCCUUGGGCACAACAAAUCUAUCUCACAGAGAGUGAUGAUGUUAAAUUGGUUGACAGCAAGUCUAAAUAUUGGAAUACUUUCCCAGUUUCAGAUAGUAUUGCUGUCAGACACGGGUGGAAUUCCGGAAUCCUGCAAGCAACUUCAUAUGGACUUGGAAGACUGACAGCAACUUUAGCUUAUAGUGAAGGAGAUGAUGAAACUAAGAAAAUUCUCAGUGUUAAGCAAGAAGUAAUGGUUUGCGAUCAAGUUAAGUUCAGCUUGGACACAAGAACCAAUGUAUCUAGAAGCAUUGUCCUUCCUUGGGCCCCUGCUGUAUAUCAGGAGGUGGAGCUGAAGGCAACAGGAGGCUGUGCAAAGGCAUCCAGUGACUAUAAAUGGUUCUCUUCAGACUUGGAUACUGUAUCUGUGUCUACUUAUGGGAUUGUUCAAGCAAAAAGACCUGGGAAAGCUACUAUCAGGGCAGUGUCUAUUUUUGAUUCAUUCAAUUAUGAUGAGGUGUUGAUUGAAGUUUCUAUCCCUUCUGCUAUGGUUAUGCGUCCAAACUUUCCUGUAGAGAUUGUUGUUGGAUCACCUCUUCAGGCUUCUGUUACAUUGAAAACAUCUGAUGGUGCAUAUUACUUUAGAUGUGAUGCUUUUAGUUCCUCUGUAAGGUGGAAAACUGGAGGCGAAUCAUUUGCAAUUGUCAAUGCAACUGGGGAAUCAUUUGUCCUGGAUAAGCAAGAAAUUGAUGGACUCCAUACAUUACAUGGUCCUCCAUGUGCAUGGACCUAUGUAUAUGCUUCUGGUUCCGGUCGCACCAUGCUACAUGCAACACUGGCUAAAGAAUAUCAACACUUUGAUCGUUCUUUUAGUGGACCUAUUGAUUUAAAAGCAACGUCACCUAUUGCAGCAUAUUUACCGCUCAUCGUGCAUCAGGCAAAUGAUGGGAACCAAUAUGGUGGUUACUGGUUCGAUUUAGCUCAAGCUGAAGCUCAUAAUCAGUUGGAUAAUUUGGAAUCCUUGAAUCUUGCUCCUGGCACACAUUUAGACGUCAUGCUUCGUGGAGGACCAGAACGGUGGGAAGGUGUUGACUUCGUUGAAGAUGUGGAAACUUUAGAUGAAGAGCAUACUCUUCUUAAAGUUGGGAUUCUUGUCCAUCAACAGUCUACCAGCUAUGGGAGUCUUUACAGAAUUUUAUGCCAAAAAUCGGGAACUUUUAUACUUGUCUUUAAACGCGGCAACUUGGUUGGAGGUGACCAUCCUCUGCCAGCUGUAGAAGAAGUUGAAUUGUCACUUACAUGUAGCGUUCCUUCCUCAAUUUUGCUGAUAGCUGAUGAAGCUGUGAAUUCCCUUGAAGUUAUUUGGGCUGCCAUUCAGGCUGACCACAGUUUAGGGCGAAUUCGUGCAUCUCCGGUUACGGUGGCAAAUGGACAUACAAUACGAGUUUCUGCAGUAGGCAUUAGCGACUCUGGAAAAGCUUUUGGAAACUCAUCUUCUCUCUGUUUGAGGUGGGAACUUAACAACUGUGAUGGGUUGGCAUUUUGGGAUGAUUUGUAUAUUACCAAAUCCAGUUGGGAGAGGUUUCUGGUCUUGCAAAAUUCUUCGGGACUGUGCAUCGUUCGUGCUACUGUCGCUGGAUACACUGACAUCACGAGUAGUCAUCAUUCUACUACACCAUUUGAAAUUCCAGAGAAUGUUCUCACAGAUGCUAUACGUUUACAGCUUGUGUCUUCUCUAAGAGUCACUCCAGAGUUUAAUUUACUAUUUUUCAGUCAUGUUGUCAGGUUGAAUCUCUCAAUUACUGGGGGUAGCUGUUUUCUAAACACUCUGGUGAAUGAUACUCAAGUUGUAGAAAUAAUUCAACCACCGCCAGGCUUACAGUGCUCACAGCUAGUGCUGGCUCCUAAGGGGUUGGGGGUUGCUCUUGUUACAGUUUACGAUAUUGGGCUUGAUCCUCCACUUGCUGCUUCUUCUGUGGUCCAAGUUGCAGAUGUAGAUUGGAUUAAGAUUACUUCACCGAAAGAGAUAAGCCUCAUGGAAGGAAGUGUUCAAUCUAUUAACAUAUCUGCUGGGGCAAGUGAUGGUAGCACUUUUGACUCUUCUCAGCUUGUUUAUAUGAGUACUCGUGUGCAUAUUGAGGAUGAUAUAGUUGAACUGGCAGACAAUUAUGAUUUGUUUAGUCCUGUUGAUGGAUAUGUGAAGGGUUCAACGUUCACCAUCCAAGCUAGACAUCUUGGCUUUACAACUCUUUAUGUCAGCGCUACACAGCAGUCUGGACGUGAAAUAUUGAGUCAACCAGUUAAGGUAGAAGUCUAUAAACCACCUAGCAUACAUCCUAAUGACAUUUUCCUUGUACCUGGUGCAUCUUAUGUGCUCACUGUGAGAGGAGGCCCUACCAUUGGUGCACAUGUUGAGUAUGCCAGUAUGGAUGAUGAGAGUGCAAAAAUGAACAAAUCUUCAGGACUGUUGUCUGCAAUUUCCCCAGGGAACACUACUUUGGUUGCCACAGUUUAUGGCCCUGGGCACAUAAUGAUGUGUCAGGCGUAUGGUCGAGUAACAGUUGGGGUCCCUUUCUCGGUGAUAUUGAGCGUACAGAGCAAGCAGCUUGCUGUUGGACGUGAGAUGCCAAUAUAUCCAUCUUUGUCUGAGGGAAAUCUGUUUUCCUUUUAUGAGCUCUGCAAGAAUUACAAGUGGACUGUAGAAGAUGAGGAGGUGCUGAGUUUCCAAGUGGCAGAUCACUUACUUGCUGAUGAACUUGCUGUUGCAAAAGAAUUUAGAUCUACUGGCUACUUAGAUGAGCAAGACCUUGGUUUUAUCCAAGUGUUAUAUGGAAGAUCUGCUGGCAGGACAGAUGUUUCUGUUUCGUUCUCCUGUGAUUUUAUCUCUUCUGGUUCAUUUUCUCAGUCAAUGUUGUACAGUGCAUCUAUAUCUUUGUGGGUGGUCCCUGAUCUUCCCCUUGCUCUUGGAGCAGUGAUGACCUGGGUCCUUCCUCCUCAUUAUACCACUUCGAAUCUUUUGCCAUCAUCUUCAAAGUUGUACAGCCAAGGGGAUGCUCUGAGUCAUAAAGGAACGAUUGCUUAUUCUUUAUUGAGAGAAUGUGGUCGAAAGACUGAAGAAGCCAAGAAUGAUGCUAUAGCUAUUGAUGGGAGCAAAAUAAGAACAAAGGGUAGCAAUAAUAUUGCAUGCAUUCAGGCAAAAGAUAGGUCAACUGGAAGAACUGAGGUUGCAUCCUGCGUAAGGGUUGCUGAGGUGUCUCAAAUAAGAAUAACCACCAAGAUGUUUCCAAUUCACAUAAUCAAUCUUGCUGUUGAUGCUGAACUUGAUCUUCCAAUAAUCUACUGUGAUAUUCUAGGAACCCCUUUCCACGAGGCUUAUAACGUUAGUCUCUUUGAUGCCGAGACGAACUUCCCUGAUGUUCUCUCUAUUAAUGGUACACACGAUAACAGUGGGUAUAUUCAUCUCAAGGCAAUAAGCCAAGGUAGAGCUCUUUUGCGAAUUGCACUUGACAGUAACUCAGAGAAGUCAGACUAUAUGAUGAUUUCAGUUGGUGCUCGAUUGUAUCCUCAGAAUCCAGUCCUCCACCUGGGAAGUUGCCUUAACUUCAGUAUAGAAGAUUUAAAUAAUCAUGUGUCAGGUCAGUGGUUGAGUGGCAAUGCAAGUGUCUUAGCUGUAGACCCGCAAUCUGGAAAUGCUGAAGCUGUUGGGGAAGGUACUGCUCAAGUUAUUUUCGAUGGUUCUAAUUUGAAACUGCAGACCACUGUUACUGUACUAAAGGGAAAUAUUGUAUCUGUUCAUGCUCCAAAAGAGACACUGACGAAUGUUCCUUUCCCAUUGAAAGGAUAUAGCUUCUCUGUGGGUUUCAAUGAUUCUUAUGACCACAAGUAUGAAGCUGAUGGAAAUGGUAGAGUCGUGUACGACUGUAGGGUGGAACCAUCUUUUGUCGGGUAUGCAAAGCCAUGGAGGGAUCUCGACACUGGUAAUUCAUAUUGCCUCUUUUUCCCCUACUCUCCUGAGCAUUUGGUUCGCUCCAUUCCCAAAUCAGGAGACACGAGACAGGAUAUAUCAGUUUCCAUCAAUGCUUCACUGAGAGGAGCCAACCAUAUUUCAGGAUCUGCAUCUGCCCUUUUUAUUGGAGGUUUUUCCCUGUUGGAAAUGGACAAGAAUUCAUUGCAGGUAAAUCUUACCCCCCACUCUAACAAGAGUAUCAUAACCAUUGUGGGGAAUACAGAUAUUGAAAUCCACUGGCAAGACCGGGAUUUGCUACUUAUCAGGCCCAUACAUAAAGAAGAGGACGGAAUAGGAAGCCAUGCACAAUAUGAGGUCAAAGUGCUUAGAGCUGAGAGAUUCAAAGACAAGGUGAUCAUCACCCUCCCAGCCACAGGUCAGAGAGUGGAAGUCAAUGUUAACUAUGAUCCUGGGGAGAGAGCUCCUGGGGAGCGAGCACCAGCAACCACCACUUCCAAUGUUACUAUAUGGGCUGGUCUAGUUGGGGGUUUAGCUCUAUUGAUAUUGACAUUGGCGGUCUUCAUAUGUUUCCUGGACAGACCUGUUAGAUCUCGCCCGUCUCUCCCAUCUCUCCCCCCUGCCACACCAAGUGCCCCAGCACCUGUCACACCUGAUCGUCGCAUUCCUGCUGUUUCAAAUGAACAAUCUCCUCGGACACCUCAGCCUUUCAUAGAUUAUGUGAGGAGGACCAUUGAUGAAACUCCAUACUACAAGCAAGAAGCAAGGAGGAGGUUUAAUCCUCAGCAUACUUUCUAAAUUCUUGGUGUAUCACUUCUUUUUUACUGUAUCUGAAUGGCUGUAUCAUCAACAGAUUAGUCUCUCUCUCUCUCUCUCUCUCUCUCUCUCUCUCUCUCUCUCUCAUCAAAAGGUAGUAUCAUGUAACAGCAAGAGCUUAGAACCUGGCAAUUUGGCUGCGAAAAUUUUGGGGUGUUGUGUACUAGUAUUGCCUCAAGGAGCUGCACCACAACCUCUCUUUGGGUGGAGCUGCGAGCAUAUUAUUACUGGCGUAUUUAGUGGUCAUACGUUGUCGAUUCAUCUAAGGGUUAUCCUUUGCCCAACUAUGUAUUAUUGUUUGCAAACACAAACCCAUUUACAUAAUUAUUGU